CCAAUCCUUUUAGGCAAUUGGAAUCGUUUAGCCAAUUGACUUAAUCGAUUCCGAAUUGGCCUAUAUUUCCACCCACACAUUCCCCAUUCGGGAGUUGCAUCAGGGCCGGGCUGGCGGUUAUUUUGGUCUCGUGACUGCGUAAAGACAUGACGAGGCGCCAUGAGAUCACCGAUUCUCAUUAUUGGCCAAAUGGGGAUAUGUUCGCUCAUGACAAAAAAGCAACCGUCGCGCAUGUGCAAUUGUCCCGUCGUCUUGACCGCCAUAUUUAUUGCUUUUAUGGAUCUUAACGAGCCGUUUUCAGUGGAGUCUUUUAUAGUUAAUGCCUUUAUAAUCAAUCGGCAUACGACAUGGCUGCAGCAGGAAAUUUCAGUGAUAUGCAAUUCACUUUGAGUAAUGGGGUCAAGAUGCCAGCUGUAGGAUUAGGAACAUAUCGUAUUCGUAACAACGAGGUUCUUUACAAGGCUGUUGAUAAUGCAUUAGAAGCUGGAUAUCGAUUAUUUGACACAGCUGCUGUUUAUCAAAAUGAACAAUACUUAGGUAAUGCAUUGCGUGAAUUAUUACCAAAAUAUGGACUCACUCGUCAAGACAUCUUUAUCACAACAAAAUUAGCUCCAUCUGAUCUCGGAGGAAACGUUUCUAAGGCAUUUAACACAUCCUUAGAGAAUUUGGGCCUGGAGUAUAUAGAUUUGUACUUGAUCCAUUUCCCGGGUGCUUCCAGAAUUCAUGCACAAAAUUCUAAUAAUGCAGCAUUACGAAUCGAAACAUGGAACGCCUUCACCAAACUUUAUGACCAAGGUAAGGUCAGGGCGAUCGGCGUGUCCAAUUUUACAGUCAGACAUUUAACAGAAUUAGCUAAGGCUGCGACUGUGGGACCUAUGGUGAAUCAGGUUGAAUGGCAUCCCCACUAUUACCAAUCGGAUUUACAAGAGUAUUGUAAAGAUCAUAAUAUACUUCUUCAAGCUUACUGCUCUUUCGGUGGUUUGGCAGUAAACAACAACUCAUUAAUCGAAGACCGUGUGGUGGUAGACAUAGCAGCUAAGUAUAACGCCACUUCUGCCCAAGUUCUGCUUGCAUGGGCUCUGCACCGAGGCGUAGCUGUCAUUCCCAAGUCGACCACUCCACACAGAAUUAAGGAGAACAUACAAUUGAAUUUCAAAUUGUCUGAGAAUGAUCUUUCACAGAUUGAUAAACUCGGCGCUGUAAAUUGCAAAUAUGCUUGGGACCCUAACCCCGUUGCUUGAAAGUGUAGUACGACAUCAAAAUUUUCAUUUGGAUUUUUAAGGUUUAUGAUAAAUGCAAUGGUAUCAAAGGUUAAUUCAUUAUGAAACAUUAGCAGUACCUACAGGUUUAAUUAUUGCAUUUAUUUUUUUAGAAUUUAAGUAUUAAUUUUAUGUACCUACUGUUGCUCUUUUAAUAGAUAUUUAAUUUUAAAACUGGGCUAUAACUUCCUUUGGGGAUGUGGGCUCGUGGUCUGUGUGGUUUAUGAUAUAAUUACAUUUUAUGUUAUAUACGAGAUGGUCAGAUAUAAGUGUUACUAUGGUACCUUAUCAAUAGCCGCUAUGUAUUUUUGCAACAUUAUGAAUUGUUAUGUGAAAAAACUCUGGUUUCUUUUA
Messenger RNA from Maniola jurtina (meadow brown), 1613 nucleotides. RefSeq lists its product as uncharacterized. Gene Ontology annotation, molecular function: oxidoreductase activity. The record is from RefSeq and is a predicted model, not a curated record. NCBI's taxonomy places the organism in Eukaryota, Metazoa, Arthropoda, Insecta, Lepidoptera, Nymphalidae. Bases 348 to 1241 code for a protein of 297 amino acids. The transcript has 6 exons.